AUGCUGGCUUCGUUGGAUGAUAUUGCCCCAAGGGACGAUAGAACCCGAGAAGUGCUCCGGCAGAAGCAUCCUCCGGCACCUGAGGACCUAACUCUCCCUGAACCUGCAGGGGAGGACUACCCGCCUCCUUCUAUCGUAGGGGAAGGGGAUGUGAGGAAAGCCAUCGCUUCCUUCAGGCCGGGUUCGGCGGGUGGCCCGGACGGGCUACGCCCGGGUCAUCUGGUGGCCCUGAUUUCGCGGAAGGCGGGUGAGGCGGGCGCGAGGCUACUGGCCUCCCUUACCGGGAGCUCUCAAGGCCUCAAAAUCUCUCAAGGCCACAAGAGCUCUCAAGUCCUCAAAAUUUCUCAAGGCCACAAGAGCUCUCAAAGCCUCAAAAUCUCUCGAGGCCACAAGAGCUCUCAAGGCCUCAAAAUCUCUCGAGGCCACAAGAGCUCUCAAAGCCUCAAAAUCUCUCGAGGCCACAAGAGCUCUCAAGGCCUCAAAAGCUCUCAAGGCUACAAGAGCUCUCAAGGCCUCAAAAUCUCUCAAGGUCACUCGUACCCAGAAGGCAAAUCAAUUGAAUACUUAGAAUCGAAUUCCUUGCCCCAAAUCGCGCACGAGAUCUUUGUCUCGAGGUCCUUGUCUGUGGGUAUCGUAGGCGCGGACUCUUUGUCUUGUGGCAUCCACGACUAUAAGAACAGCUCGGCGCUCCACGUGAUGGGAGAGAGAAGAAUUUUUGGAGCGCUGCCAUUCAAGCCAAAAUGUCAGGAUGAAUGCAAUGGGACUAAAAAUGUCGAAUGCACGGUGAAGCUUCAAAAGAACAAGUACUGGGAGUCAUGGAGCGCAUUCUGGACGUUGACGAUACUAGCUGUCAUGGUGGUGGAUACGUACUACGCAGCGACAGAUCCUCGCGGCAAGUUAGUCGGCUGUAAGACGAUGGUCUUCGCUCACAUGAACUGCGACAUUACGACAGGCGUGACCGUAGCUCUUCUCCAGAUGAUCUUUUGGCGACAGAGUGACCAGCUGGCACAGAUUUGGAAUCAUGUCAAUUCCCUAGGACAAAAAGUCAGCUUGAACUAUGCCUUUACAGCAGUGUUGGCAUUCAUCAUCAUAUUUCCCGCUGCUGCAAACGCUAUAGUUUACAUACUAUUCUUGAGGAAUUACACACCAGCGAUAUCGCUAGUAGCCGCGUGCUCGAAAGCGAUGUUGAUUGCCUUCUUUUAUCUUAUUCUUGCAAUAAUAUAUCAUCAUGGAAUGCAAAUAACUGGCAGCUACCUGAUGACUGUUCUACAACCCAUCACAGAAACCUUCAAGAAAGAAAUGGAAAAUCGAAGCCACCGAAUAAAUUGGCAUUCGCCAAAUGACGUUGAGAACAACCAAACCAAAAUUUCCAAUAUACAGCCUCUCGAUUACCAAAAUACCAGGAGCACGAAGUCGGAAAUUGGUAAGAAUCGACGAUUAUUGUUACCCAUUUUAGUAAAGAACGCAUGGCAUGAAACAGAACUGCAACUCAUGAAGGAUGAAAUCCUUGACGCCUACUGCCUCCUGGCCGACAUCAAGACCUACUGCGAGCGACCCCUGGCGGUGGUUAUGUAUUGCCUCAUCAUUUGGUUGUUGACGUCGGCUUUUUACUUGACUUUAUGGCCAGUCAUGAAGAUUCAGCAGCGAAUUGUUGGCAGCAGCCACUUGGUUGUUGCUGUGGUUCCACUUUUUUACCUACUCAAUUCGAAUCACUGCCUCCGAAAACAACUGUACCACAUGAAGUGGAUGCUCACCUACCUCGCACAUCGCAAGACAAAUACUUACGAGUAUAAAAAGGAACAG
Molecule: messenger RNA, 1803 nt
Organism: Hyalella azteca
Lineage: Eukaryota; Metazoa; Arthropoda; Malacostraca; Amphipoda; Hyalellidae
Exons: 5
Source: RefSeq, a predicted model, not a curated record